CCGCCGCUGCUCCUGCCGCUCCCAGCGCCCGUUCCCGCCGCUCCGAGCCGCCCGCAGCCGCCGCCGGCCGGGCCGCGCUCCAUGGCGACCCCCAGCCCCUGCAUCGUGAUUGGCGAUGAUGAACAAGGUUACGACCUGGAUUUGUUCUGCAUACCUAAACAUUAUGCAGAUGAUUUGGAAAAAGUCUAUAUUCCUCAUGGGCUCAUCAUGGACAGGACGGAGAGACUGGCGCGAGAAAUUAUGAAGGGCAUGGGAGGACACCACAUUGUGGCACUCUGUGUACUCAAGGGUGGCUAUAAAUUUUUUGCUGAUUUAUUAGACUACAUCAAAGCCCUGAACAGAAACAGUGACAAAUCAAUCCCCAUGACAGUCGACUUCAUUAGGUUGAAGAGUUAUUGUAAUGAUCAGUCAACUGGAGAUAUCAAAGUCAUUGGGGGAGAUGACCUCUCAACCCUGACUGGAAAGAAUGUUUUGAUCGUAGAAGAUAUAAUUGAUACUGGUAAAACAAUGAAAACGUUGCUGUCUCUCCUUAAACAGUACAAUCCAAAGAUGGUGAAAGUAGCCAGUUUGCUGGUGAAAAGAACUCCUCGAAGUGUGGGAUACCGGCCGGACUUUGUUGGAUUUGAAGUGCCAGACAAAUUUGUUGUGGGAUACGCCCUAGAUUACAAUGAAUACUUCAGAGAUUUGAACCAUAUCUGUGUGAUCAGCGAGACGGGGAAGCAGAAGUACAAAGCAUGAAAGCAGAGUUCAAGUGACAACAGAGCUUUGAAAUGUUUUGUUUACUGAGUCCUAUCUUUCACAGGCUUCAGCUCUGGUACACCAGCUACACUUGUAGAAUGCCCCAGCCCCAUUGCCAUAUGCUUACUGUAAUUUAUUGCAUGUACAAUAUAAGAGCUCGUCUUGUUCAUUUAUAUUUUAGAAAUGUAAACAAUUAGUGCAGUUCUGCACUCCUUAUUUUGAUUUGCACUAUGACACUACCGACUGUCGCUGCCCCUGGUUGGGUUGUGCUGUUUGUGAGCUCAGAGUCUAACUCUUGCAGUGGUAAAUUGCUUAAACCUCAUCAACCCAGAACUGAAAUAGUUCAAGUACUGUAAAUGUAAAGCGUUUUAUGAUACGGAAGUCUAUUAGUAAUAUUUUUAAAAUCUGUAAUUUAAGUUUUAUAUUUUAAUGCACAGAUGUGAUUGUGAUUAUUGGAUAGUUGCACCUUUGGGUGGUAAUAAAGCAUGAGGAGCAGCCAGUUACAGUAUCUGUAAUCUCCAAGGGGCUCAUCCAAAUCUCCUGGAGUUGCCUUAUUGUUGUAAAGGAAGUCUGGGUGAAAAGUGUGUUUUUCCUUUUUUCUUUUUUUUUAAAAGAUGGAAUGACAAAACAGAAUGUUUAAAAUCUAGUUUUAGUUGAGCUGCCUAUUUCUGUUAGAUUUUUUUUUCUUUAAAAAUAUCCAUCAAUCUGUGGAAUUGCCUUUUAAAUUUAAACAAUUUUAAUAUAUUUGUGGGAAAAAUAAAGAAGUAUUGUAAUGUUUACUUUAUAAGAUCUACAAAGCAAAGUACUUUAAAUAAAGGCUGUCUCUUUAAAAUAA
Messenger RNA from Camarhynchus parvulus, 1573 nucleotides. It is a transcript of the gene HPRT1, whose product is annotated as hypoxanthine phosphoribosyltransferase 1. Bases 82 to 738 code for a protein of 218 amino acids. Gene Ontology annotation, biological process: purine ribonucleoside salvage; hypoxanthine metabolic process; IMP salvage. Gene Ontology annotation, molecular function: hypoxanthine phosphoribosyltransferase activity; magnesium ion binding. The transcript is spliced from 9 exons. Lineage: Eukaryota; Metazoa; Chordata; Aves; Passeriformes; Thraupidae. The record is from RefSeq and is a predicted model, not a curated record.